Thamnophis elegans (Western terrestrial garter snake) is the source of this 1440-nucleotide messenger RNA. Its product is annotated as beta-1,3-galactosyl-O-glycosyl-glycoprotein beta-1,6-N-acetylglucosaminyltransferase 3-like. Gene Ontology annotation, cellular component: membrane. The transcript has a single exon. Lineage: Eukaryota; Metazoa; Chordata; Lepidosauria; Squamata; Natricidae. The record is from RefSeq and is a predicted model, not a curated record. The coding region runs from base 124 to 1440 and encodes 438 amino acids. Gene Ontology annotation, molecular function: acetylglucosaminyltransferase activity.
UCAGGUGAACCACCUGUUUUCAGGAGAUGCUGAGUGAAACACAACCGCUUUGAGACUUCCAGAGGAAGCAGAGAUUUUGGAUGUCAGGAGCUGGGGAAUCGGUUGCUCUCUGAAGCCCGGAAGAUGCAUUUGGUGGAUAAAAGGUUCGUGUGUCAGAUUCCACACCUGCUGGCACUGGGGACUCUCAUGCUGCUGGCCACGGCCAUGCUGAAGUACAGCCGUUGGCAGUGUGACCCCAGCUACCUGGAGAGAGACCCCACGGACCCCCGGGGACAGUUCUGCAAGGACCAGUUCUACCAGUCGGUGAGGCUCCCGCCCAUGGAGAACGUCAGCUGCUCUGAGAUCAUCAGAGGGGACAUGAAGGCUAUGGAGGCCGCUCUGGUGAGCAAGGUGCAGUGGAAGAACAAGCAGUCGGCCUUGGAUGAGAAGUUCUACUUGAACCUGACCCAGGAUUGUCAGAACUUCAAAGAGCGGAGGAGAUUCAUUGGGUUCCACCUGAGUGAAGAGGAAGAGAACUUCCCCAUCGCUUAUUCCAUGGUGGUCCACGAGAAGAUCGAGAUGUUUGAAAGGCUCCUGAGAGCCAUCUUUGCUCCUCAGAACGUUUACUGUGUCCACGUGGACAGCAAGUCUCCCGAACCUUUCCAAAAGGCCGUCCGGGCCAUCGCCUCCUGCUUUCACAAUGUUUUCCUGGCUUCUAAGCAGGAGAGUGUGGUGUACGCCUCUUGGUCGAGGGUCCAAGCCGACCUGAACUGCAUGAAGGACCUGCUUCAAAGCAAGGUCCGCUGGAGGUAUCUGCUGAACACCUGCGGGACCGACUUCCCCAUCAAGACAAACACGGAGAUCGUCCGGGCCCUGAAACUGCUCAACGGGAAGAACAACAUGGAAUCCGAGAAACCUUCGUCCUAUAAAAGGAACCGCUGGAAAUACCACCACGAAGUGACCAACACCAUCGUUCAGACCAAGACGACAAAGGGCCCCCCACCCCACAGCUCCCCCAUGUUCACGGGCAACGCCUACAUCAUAGCCACCAGGGAGUUCGUGCAGCACCUCUUCCAAGACCCAACCGCCAGGCGCUUGAUAGAGUGGUCCAAAGACACCUACAGCCCCGAUGAGCAUCUUUGGGCCACUUUGCACCGCAUGCCAGGGGUGCCCGGCUCGGUCCCUUAUAAUGACAAAUUCGAUCUCACGGACAUGAACGCCAUUGCCCGGGUGGUGAAGUGGGCCUACAGCGAAGGGGACGUCAGCAAGGGAGCCCCUUACCCCCAGUGCACCGGAGUCUACCGGCGGGCGGUCUGCGUCUAUGGGUUUGGGGACCUCCGCUGGCUGCUCUCACAGCACCACCUCUUCGCCAACAAGUUCGACCCCAGCGUGGACAACUGCGCCCUCCAAUGCCUGGAAGAGUAUCUGCGCUACAAGGCCAUCUACGGAACGCCCCUUUGA